AUGGUGGCUGAAUUCAUCUUGGAUUUAAGCACAUUAUUUCUCGAAGCAUUGCUUUACUUGCCUAAUUGUCUAGCCAUCAGAGCAGAUAAAGGCAAUCCAGUUUGUCUUUAUGAUUUGAGUUAUGAUGCUUUGAUCUACUUCCGUACUCUGGUCAAACAAGAUGGACGGAUCCUCUCCCUCUCCUGGCACCCCACGGCCCCACGUAUUGCCAUGGGAUGUGCUGAUAGUACCUUAAGAGUCCUCGACACUGAGACCAAUAGAUCAAUCCUUCGUAUCACAAUGGACAAGAACAGCAAAGAGGAGAACACUCUUGUCUGGAGCGUAAAGUUUUUAAGUGAUGAUACGAUAGUUAGUGGUUCUUCUCUGGGUAGCAUCAGUUUCUGGAACAGCAAGUAUGGAACUCUUAAGCAGUCUUUUAGCCUCCAUAAUGCCGACCUGCUAACAAUAGCAGUUAAUAGCGAAGAGGAUAUUCUUUUUGCUGCCGGAGUCGAUCAUAAGAUUGUCCGACUGAAGAAAGUGGAGAAGAGAGGGAAAGGUGAGAUCGGAGGUUACUUUUGGGUGCAGGCAUGUGACGUACGCCCACACACUCAUGAUGUCCGAUCCCUUGCUGUGUCAAGGAAUGGAGUCCUUAGUUCUGGGGGCGUGGACACUGUUCUCUGCUUCAAUAAAGUGGAGGAGUUUGAGAAGGAAAUGAGUUUGAGACAGUCACCGUUUGCAAGUUGGAACGAGCGAUUCCAGUUAGCACCGCUAGGUAAUAUUCUUCUGUUUUGCGACAAUCGUUCGUUAAAACUAUGGAAGAUAACGCCUCAGUCUGUUUCUACUGAUCACUCGUCUUCUACUGUCUGCUCACCUGAUAAAGACGCAUUGGCUAAGAGUGGUCUUAUCACUCAUAAAGAAAUGGAGUCUGAUCUAUACAAAGCUAGUGGCCUGCCCGUUCUUCUAUUAGAAAUAAAGUCACCAUCGGCCCAGCACAUUGUAUGUUCAGGAAUAUCUGAUGACGGGAGACUAGUUGCUUUUUCUGAUCCCGAGAAGCUCUGGGUGUACUCUUUGGAGCCAAAAGUUACCUGUAUCUCUACUCAGUUUCUGCCAUCACGAGCUGUUGCUAUAUUUAGUAACAACGACUCUAUUAAUAGUAACACUAGUAUUGCUGUAUGUCCGUCUGAUGGUGGAAUUAAAAUAGCAUCAGUUCCUUCUCCUGUGACUAAGGACAGUGUUAUAUUUACUGACAUGGAAAUAAGAAAGAAAAAGAUGUCCACCAGAUUAUACAUUAAACUCAAGUAUAGUCCUGACGGUAAGUACUUACUGGCAAUGAGUGAGAAAUACCGUGUACUGAUAUUCGAUGUAUUAAAUGGGACACUCUUUGCUACACUACCUCGAUUUGACAACACCUACCCUCCAUCUCUCUCAUUCACUGCCUCGUCAGAGUCCCUCCUUAUCUUUACUAGUGGUGAUCGGGAAUUCUACAAGUUCAACCUCAAGAAAUCAGAGCUAAAGGGUUUAGGUAGACCCUUCUUGAAGGAUAUAGCCAUGCGGGUUUGCUCAAGGAAAGGUUUAAGUAUGACCCUAGGCCUCAACACAUUACCUACUCUUCAUGGGCUGUGUAUGAUAUAUGAUUGGGAUAGACUAUUGUUUGUUAGAUAUGAAGCAAAAGGGAAGCAUAAGGAGGACAAAGAGGAGGAGGAGGUGAUCGGGAAGAAACGGUCUUUAAGUAUGAAAGAGUUAUCUAGUCAUUGUGUUAAGGAUUAUCGUGAUAUUGUUUAUGCUGGAGUGUUGGACUGUGGGGAGAUGGUGCUGGUGGAGAAGCCUUGGAGGGAUAGGGUGACUGCCCUUCCCCCAACGCUUAAAAUUGAUAAGUAUGGACAGUAGAGUUUUGUUGAUGUAAUUUUAAUUUAUUUUUCAAUAAAAAAAUAAUGAAAAUCAUUGUUAUUUUUUGCGGGAGAAUAGUGUGCGCAUGCGUAGUAGUAAGCCCCCGCCCAGCAGGUUUGUUUUCAUUUGGCGCGAAAAAGUAGAUCACUCAACUCGGACACUCACUGCUGGUUUCUGAAAAAAAGAAUGAGCAGGAGAAGGUCUACAAAGAGUAUCUCUGGCUUAAAGGAUGCCACUGAAUCCCGUAAACCCACUGGAGGAGGAGGAGGGAAGAGAAAACAAAAGAAAGGACCAAAAGAGGACCCGAUGCCACUAGCACCACUACAGGCUCAUUGUAGCAAUCCCAGUGUUCUAGUGGGAGGAAGCAAAACUCCAAAGCGACAGCAACAGAUUGCAAAGAAGACGGACCGCAUAGCAAGAUCAAUGUCACCUUUUCUACCAGAAAUACCAGUGACUGUAAAUAAAGAAGGAGUUUUUGAGAUAGAGAGAGUUCCACAGGAGACUAGCGCCACACAGACGGAGCCAAUAAAAACAGUCGAAAAGGGUACUCAAACUGAUAACCUUCCUGAUAGAACUGAACCGGCAACCCAUGAGCCAGAGGAAAGCAUAGACUAUCAGCUGUGCUGCAAUGAUCCACCUCCUUCAGUUUAUUGGGAGGUAAUGGCAGAAAAGAGAAGAGUUGCAUUGAAGGAAACUAUUGAUGAAAACGAAAGACUAUGGCAAGAGAUUGAGGCAUUAAGAGAAGAGGUCAAAGAAGGAGAGAGACAGCGUAACAAUGCACUUUAUUUCCAGUUUAUGUACAGACUUGUAGCUGAAGAAACAAAGAAUUUAUCAUGAACUGAACUUAUAUGCACACACACACUGUCUUGUCAACCAAAAUUGCAAUUGUUAAUUUAUUAUUAUUAUUAUUAUUGUUAUUGUUGUUUUUGUCAUAAUAUAUUCAUGUAAUGGUAGUGGUAGUAAUCCUA
Amphimedon queenslandica is the source of this 2834-nucleotide messenger RNA. Its product is annotated as U3 small nucleolar RNA-associated protein 4 homolog. Bases 1 to 1866 code for a protein of 621 amino acids. The record is from RefSeq and is a predicted model, not a curated record. Gene Ontology annotation, cellular component: small-subunit processome; t-UTP complex; 90S preribosome. Gene Ontology annotation, molecular function: RNA binding; protein binding. The transcript has 6 exons. Lineage: Eukaryota; Metazoa; Porifera; Demospongiae; Haplosclerida; Niphatidae. Gene Ontology annotation, biological process: maturation of SSU-rRNA from tricistronic rRNA transcript (SSU-rRNA, 5.8S rRNA, LSU-rRNA).